Sordaria macrospora k-hell is the source of this 2097-nucleotide messenger RNA. Lineage: Eukaryota; Fungi; Ascomycota; Sordariomycetes; Sordariales; Sordariaceae. The record is from RefSeq and is a predicted model, not a curated record.
AUGAACAAGAUGGCCUGCUUCACUCGAACAUCAUCGACAUGCGGGACUCUGCUUCUCCUAUUCGGGUGGUUGAUCGAGCUGUCACUCGCCCAGUUCGACCCUAUCAAGGACUUCUGUAGACGAUUCGGACAUCAGUCGGCGGUGGUGGAUGACAAGCUUUAUGUGGACGGAGGUAUCGUCAACUGGAAGCCAUACUCGGAGACGUCAGCCAACAUUAGCAACCAAUUUCUCCUCUACAGCGACCUCAAACAUGAGACGGAAGGAAUGCCCAAUGUCUACGCCAAUCUGUCAAAGAACGCAACCAUCCCCAGCGUCAGCUUCGGCAUCCUAUGGGAGGACUCAGUCAACAAGUGGCUCUACUCCUACGGCGGAGAGUCUCAGUCAUCAGCUCGCAACUUCAUCCUCUACGGGUACGACAUCCUCAACAACUACUGGACUUCCUUCGGUCCACCAUCUAGUAGCGGAACCAUUACCCCCUUGAGUCACGGAGGAGGUGUCUCCAUCUCCGAGCGCGGUGAAGCGUUCUACUACGGUGGAUGGUUCAGCGAGAACUCUGUGCCGGGAUGGUCAGGCACUAGACGGGCAUCGGACCGGCUGAUCAAGUACGACAUGGACAAGCGCGAGUUCAGCAACCUUACAGGACCAGAUAGCAUACGAAGAGCCGAAGGGACCAUGAUAUAUCUCCCCAUUAGUGAUGGAGGGAUGUUGGCCUACUUUGGCGGUGUUCGGGACAACGGAAACGGGACUGCGUCGCCGCAGCCGCUGGAUACCAUCUACAUGUACGAUUUGGCGAACACCAAGUGGUACACGCAAAAGACCUCUGGGAGAGCGCCGGAGGAUAGGCGGUUAUUCUGCGGAGGAGCGGCUGUGGCGCAGGAUCAAUCUUCCUACAAUAUCUACAUCUACGGCGGCGCCUCCUUCGGCUCCAACCCCAUCGGCUACGACGACAUCUACGUAUUAUCAAUUCCCUCCUUCACCUGGAUCCGCAGCCUCUACCCCUCCAACUCCAACAUAACCGGCGAAUUCCCCAAAGCCAUGUCCUCGUGUAACGUGAUCAACAACGCGCAAAUGCUCGUCAUCGGCGGCCGCGCCCUCAACGACACCUCCUCCUGCGACGCCGACUCAGUCAUCGGUCAACACAACAUGGUUUUGGGGAAAGAUAACCCCGAAAAAGCCAUCUGGGCGCGUUUCCAGCCAAAUCUAACUUCCUACACCUUACCACCCGACAUCGUCACCGUCGUGGGCGGGAAUCCCACGGGGGGGAGCAACAGUCACUGCACCAAAAACGGGCCGAAAAAGGGUCUAAGCACAGGCGCGAUAGCAGGGAUAGCAGUCGGCGCAGCGGUAGUCGGUAUCGCUGUCCUUGCCGGGCUAUGCUUCUUCUGUAUCCGUCGCAAACAGAAACACUAUAAACAACCCCGCGUCGGUGCGCCCGUCACAGGAAGUAAUCCUGCAAGCCCAAUGACGCAACAACCACCUGGAUCAAGCUGGGCUGAUGGGCCUCGUGGCGCAACUAUUUCUAGUCCGACGUUUUCACAGGCGCCGACUUAUAACACCCAGGGGCAGGCUACUGAGCUACAGAGUUCACCGCCGACGAGCGGACACGGACAUGGAUACAGGGGAGUCACGCUGGCGCCGCCUGUGGAGUUACCCGGUGCGGAAGCUGGUGAGGGACGUGGACAUGGUCAUGAAGGGAAGACCAAAGGGACGGGGUUGAUGGGAGGGAUUGGGAGUCAGGAGAUGCCUGCUAAAAGCGUCGGUACGCCCACUGGAACCGGGACCGGGUACGGCUAUGAGCAUGCUAGGUCUCCGUCAGACUUGGGCCCGGGGGACCGGGAGGGAGACGACGUCAUCUCUAGAGGAGGGGUGUCGCCUUCGCUGCCUAGUCCCAAUACUUCUUAUACUGGGACUGGGACUGGGACGCAGGAUAGUAGUGGGAGGUUUGCUAGUGGGGGGUAUGGAGGUGGUGGGAAUGGGAAUGGGAAUGGAGGGUUGCCGCCGUAUUCUGCGAGUGGGAAUGGGGCGUAUGGUCUUGGAGGGCAAGGAGGGGGAAGGUUUGAUGAGGACUUUGGACAUGGGGGGGCUUAUAGGAGGUGA